Molecule: messenger RNA, 1758 nt
Organism: Neolamprologus brichardi
Lineage: Eukaryota; Metazoa; Chordata; Actinopteri; Cichliformes; Cichlidae
Source: RefSeq, a predicted model, not a curated record
AUGCGAGAUGUUCACCUGAGCAAUGAGACGUGCACAAACGAUGUACAGUCAAACAGCACCUACAACCUGUGGCUGGGCCUGACCCUCGCCCUGCUGUCGGCCUUCUUGAUUGGUGGGAGUGUCAUUCUGAAGAAGAAAGCUCUCCUCCGAUUGGCCAACAACGGACACACCAGAGCAGGUGACGGAGGCCAUGGUUACCUGAAGGACUGGCUGUGGUGGGGAGGCCUGUUAACCAUGGGAGCAGGAGAAGUCUGCAACUUCGCUGCCUACAUGUUUGCUCCGGCCACGCUGGUGACUCCGCUGGGCGCCCUGAGCGUCCUCAUCAGUGCAGUUCUGUCCUCCUACCUGCUGGGGGAGGUGUUGAACAUUGUGGGGAAGCUUGGCUGUCUGCUGUGUGUGCUAGGAAGCAUCCUGUUGGUUAUCCACGCCCCACAAGAACAGGAAGUGACAUCACUACGGGAGAUGACCAACAUGCUGCUGGAGCCUGGGCGCUCCAUCGUCACCCACAUCAGUGUUAAAGUCUCCUCAGAGAUGGAGACCAUCACACCCGGUGGCUCCAAGAAGACCAUCAACAUCCCAGAAACAAUGACGAUGAAGGAGCUGACCAUUCAGCUCUCGCAGCCAGUGGAGAGGGAGGAGCUUAACCAGCAGGUUGUAACCAAUGGAGGAGGAGGAAGGAGUAAAAAAGAAGACAAGUACGGGCUGAUGGACAACAUGGUGAUCGAGAGCCUUCCCCCAAUGAGAGAGGAGGGACCGAGAGUCUUCAUCAUCAGCUAAGGAAGAGGAGGAGGAGACUCAGGUUCAGACUUCCUCUGACUGUUACUGUAACGAUCUGCACUUUAAAGAACGUUCUAGAACGGCCUCCAGUCUGACGGCGAUCCAGGUCACGCUAAACUCACUGUUACUCUUCAGAUUAUCACAAACUUGACGUUUAGAUAAAUAUGAAAGAUCAUUACUGAAAACAGAAGCUGACUUUUAGUCCAUUCCACCUCUUUGCAUUAGCAGAGUCGCUUUAAAUACAAAGAGCCACAAAAUGCAAAAAGAUGCAAAACAGCGGCUGAGAUACAAAAAGCAGUAUGAAUACUGCAGACUGGCCACAGACAUGUAAAGAGUACUCUGAGCAGCUGUUUCUCUGCUGCUUGGUGUUGAGUAAAUGAAGGUCAAUCAAUGCAGUUACUGCAUAUCAGAAACAAUAUUUUUCUGCAUUUACAGCGUCUGAAAACUUGAAUGGUGCCUUUGUGCAGGCGUUACGGUGGGUGGUGUUGUUUUGUGCAAACAAAUCCACGAAAAGAGGAAAACCGGCCAUCUGUGAGACGCUCCUCGUUUUAAAGCUCAGCGCCCGAGCUGGUCAUCGCCGCUCAGGUGUUUAUGUUGUGGACAUGUCAUCUGACACCGAGCUCUGAAUAAGUGAUGACGUGUGGUGUGUGAGAGAAUCUGUUUUUAUUAGAUAUGAAACGUUGGGCGUGUCUUCAUCAGAAAUUAUUUACUUAGAGAUCAACACACUCAAGGAGAUCUCAGAGUCAGAGCAGCUGUUCUGUGAGUUCUGGCCUCUGAGUUUAAUCAUUUACAUUCUGUAUUCACAGGAAAUUUCUCAAUUUGAUCCUGAUGUCAGAUGUUUGUGUGUUUCUGAGUUUCUGUUGCUCCCAAACAAAAAAUCUCUUAUUGCAUCAAGUAAAUCAUGAGAAACAUUUCAUCAGAAGCACAUAAUCCAUGUUGUUCACCCGUCUGUGGCUGUGAUGCUGCACAAACACCGUCUCC